Molecule: messenger RNA, 745 nt
Organism: Phyllotreta striolata
Lineage: Eukaryota; Metazoa; Arthropoda; Insecta; Coleoptera; Chrysomelidae
Source: the annotation of a GenBank genome assembly
GGGUUUUGUAGUCGAUGGUUUUAUUGUUAUUGUUAACUGUUAGUUCCCUGUCGGUCAAGGAGAAAUCAGUAAAGUGUAAAAAUACGCUAAUAUAAGUAUCGAUUUGUUUGUGUGUGCAGUCUAUAGAAAGCUGCGAAAAUGUCUCAUACGGUGACUGUCACCAGGACCACUACUACAACAACAACUUCAGCUAUUAUCAUUAACACAGGUUACCUGAAAGCAUGGCCGGGGCUACUCAAACUCGCCCAAUUGAUUUUAGGUAUAGUUACCGUUGGAAUAGUGAGUUACUACCUCAACAGAUACAUAAGAUUUGUGAACACCCCUGAGGUUUUCUUCCUGCUUAUGGCCGUCACGUUUCUAGUGGGAACGUUCCUGCUGCUGACUUCCUGCUUGAUAUCGAUAUCAACUGCAUCGAUCAUAUCUAAGACCAUAUACGAAGUCGUGUAUCACGGAUUCGCGUUUAUUCUACUGCUAGCCGCCAGUUUAACGUUCGUAAUCGAAAUCAACCACCGGAAACAGAAUUACCGCGGCGCUGAUUACGAACCUUAUUUCGCCGCUUCUAUAAUUGGGCUGGUUAACGCGGCGCUCUACCUGAUAAGUACAAUUUUCGCCUUGAGAAGUUACAGAGGACUUUAAUUUCGAUAUUAUUUAUUGUUGUUUAAUGAGUGGUGAAAUCAUUUUUCCGAUUAAAAUACCUUAAUGAAUUUGUCACAGAUCGUUCAACUCAACUGAAACAGUUUUGUAC